GCUUGAUCCUUAUCUCGGCGUCGGAGCCCACAACCGCUUCCCAUCCUCCUCCUUCCCCGGACCGCCCACCACCCCGAAUAUCCCCCAAAUCCCGACGCGACCGCGAAACCCUAGGCCACCGUCGCCGGCCACGGCGAGCCUCUCCGCCGCCAUGGCAUCUCCGGAAGGCUCCAACUGGGUCUUCGACUGCCCCCUCAUGGACGACCUCGCUGUCGCCGACUUCGCCGCCGGACCUGCAGGAGCAUUCUACUGGACGCCGCCGAUGCAGCCGCAGAUGCACACUCAGGCGCAGGCCGUCUCCGCCGCGUCGCUUCCCAACCCCUGUGCUGAAAUCAAUAGCCCUGUCUCUCUGGACUGUGAGCAUGCCAAAGGACAUCCAACAAAUAAACGUCCCAGGUCAGAAAGUAGUGCCCAACCUAGCUCCAAAGCGUGCAGGGAGAAAGUGAGAAGGGACAAGCUAAACGAGAGGUUCUUGGAACUGGGUGCUGUCUUGGAUCCAGGGAAGACGCCUAAAAUAGACAAAUGUGCUAUAUUGAAUGAUGCUAUUCGUGUGGUAACUGAACUGCGUAGCGAAGCAGAGAAGUUGAAGGAUUCAAAUGAGAGUCUCCAAGACAAGAUCAAAGAACUUAAGUCUGAGAAGAAUGAGCUGCGGGAUGAGAAGCAAAAGCUGAAGGCGGAGAAGGAAAGCCUGGAGCAGCAGAUUAAGUUCAUGAAUGCCCGUCAGAGCCUCGUACCACACCCUUCGGUUAUUCCGGCUACUGCAUUCGCUGCCGCCCAAGGGCAAGCAGCUGGACAGAAGCUGAUGAUGCCUGUCAUUGGCUACCCAGGAUUUCCCAUGUGGCAAUUCAUGCCACCUUCUGACGUUGAUACCUCUGAUGAUCCGAAGUCAUGCCCUCCUGUUGCAUAGGCCAGCAAAAAUCAUUUGCCUCAUCUAUCUUGAGGGGAAGGGGGCAAAACUGCCUUCCAUUCAAGUUUAUUUUGGCCGCCGUCAGUGUUACUAUUGUAGUCACACCCAGAACAGAACUGAACUGAAGCCUCUUCUUCGUAUCAGCCGGUGACAUGUGAUGUCCUGUGACACCGUUGUAUAUGUUAGUAAAUAAAUACCAUCCGUUGAAGCAAAUGCGAUUAGACGUUGUAGAGUUAUUGUCGUUGAACCUUUUCUUUUUAUUUUCAUUGUUGCCCUGUAGCCUUGUUUGCUUGUCGCCCGUGAUUUGGUAUAACACAAGUAGGUUGUAGCU
This is a messenger RNA of Brachypodium distachyon (stiff brome), 1238 nucleotides long. Its product is annotated as transcription factor ILR3. Gene Ontology annotation, biological process: regulation of DNA-templated transcription; intracellular iron ion homeostasis. The coding region runs from base 152 to 907 and encodes 251 amino acids. The transcript has 5 exons. The record is from RefSeq and is a predicted model, not a curated record. NCBI's taxonomy places the organism in Eukaryota, Viridiplantae, Streptophyta, Magnoliopsida, Poales, Poaceae. Gene Ontology annotation, molecular function: DNA-binding transcription factor activity; protein dimerization activity.